GGUUUUUGAACUAAGCAUAGAAAAGGAAACAAAAGUAGAGGAAUUUUGGCAGAGAUUGGAGAAGGAUUAGGAGGCAAGCCUUGUGAAUGGGUUGGUGCGUUUUAUGAUGAUCAUCAUGCACGCCGGCAGGCAGCUUUUCUGACCCCUUUCCUUCUCUUUCCCGGAAAAUAAAUAAAUAUCAAAAAAGAAAAUUCUAACCCCCACCCACCCAAAAAACAAACACCUAUUUUCAGCCGUUCCUUGCUGAAUUUAAAAAGACAGCUUCAAAGAAGAGCCAAGAAAAGAAAUCCCCCCCCCCCCACUGUUCAUCAAUUCUCUUCGGUUCCACCGAAAGGAAAAGUUCGAUUUAUGCUCGCUUAGAUUCCUUUCUCUCCUUCCCAAUUCAGUAGUACUCUUGUUGGUCUAUCAACCCAGGCUGUGAGCUGCAGAUUCAUUCAUGGAGAGGGUUUGUUUUUCUUGAGGUGGGUUUCGUUUUAAAUGGAUACUUUGUUCAGACUAGUCAGUCUCCAAUCUGAUCGGUCCUUCAACUCCAGCCGAACUUCCAGCAGCUCCAGGUCGUCCCGGCAAAACCCUAACCACAACGAGGAAGACGAAGAAUGCUUCGUUUUCAUGGAUGAAGAAGACUUCUCUUCUUCUUCCUCCAAGCACUACUACCCUAAUUACCAGCAUCACCAAUACCAACCUUCCCCCACUACCACCACCACCACUACCAACACGAGCACUCCGCCGCCGCCGCCGCAUCAUGGUUUCGAGUCGGCCGAAUUCUCCUUUUCUCCGGCCCGGGACUUGAGCCUCGAGUUCUCUUCCUCCCUCUCCGGCACCUGGGCUUCCGAUAUUCUUCUCGAGACGGCCCGAGCGAUCGCCGAUAAGAACAGUUCCAGGGUUCAACAGCUGAUGUGGAUGCUCAACGAGCUGAACUCGCCGUACGGCGACACCGAUCAGAAGCUCGCUUCUUACUUCCUCCAGGCUUUGUUCAGCCGGAUGACGGACUCCGGCGAGCGCUGUUACCGGAGUUUGGUCUCCGCUUCGGAGAAGACUUGCUCUUUCGAGUCAACGAGAAGAAUGGUUCUGAAAUUUCAGGAAGUUAGCCCUUGGACCACUUUUGGCCAUGUCGCUUGCAAUGGUGCAAUCAUGGAUGCUUUCGAAGGAGAGGGAAAGCUUCAUAUCGUCGAUAUCAGCAACACGUAUUGCACGCAGUGGCCGACGUUGCUCGAGGCUCUGGCGACGCGCACCGACGAGACGCCGCACCUCCGGAUCACCGCCGUGGUGGCUGCAACCGCCACGGCAGCGCAAAAGGUGAUGAAGGAGAUUGGAACUAGAAUGGAGAAGUUUGCUCGCUUGAUGGGCGUUCCAUUCAAAUUCAACGUGGUUCAUCACCACGGAAGCGAUCUUUCCAAUUUGAACGUGGAGGAAUUGGGAAUCCAGGACGACGAGGCUCUGGCCGUGAAUUGCGUCGGCGCUUUGCACUCUGUCGCGGCCGUCGGCGGGCGCCGGAGCACAGUGAUCUCGAUGUUCCGGAGCUUGCAGCCGAGGGUGGUGACUGUGGUAGAGGAAGAGGCCAAUCUAGACGUCGGCGUGGACGGACACGAAUUCGUGAAGGGUUUCGAAGAGUGCUUGAGAUGGUUUAGGGUUUACUUCGAGGCGCUGGAGGAGAGCUUCCCGAGGGCGAGCAACGAACGCCUGAUUCUGGAAAGGGCGGCGGGGCGGGCGGUGGUGGACCUGGUGGCGUGCCCACAGUCGGAGUCCAGGGAGCGGCGUGAGACGGCUGCGGGGUGGUCGCGGCGGCUGCAUGGGGCCGGAUUCAGCCCCGUUUCGUUCAGCGACGAAGUGUGCGACGACGUGCGGGCUCUGUUGAGGCGGUACAAGGAGGGGUGGGCAAUGGCACAGUGCCCGGAUUCCGCCGGAAUAUUCUUGUCUUGGAAGGAGCAGCCGGUGGUUUGGGCCAGUGCGUGGAAGCCGUCUUGAUCGUGACCGCCACAAACGGUGGUGGGUCACACGUGUGUGGGUUUUUUUUUUGUCACGUGCGUGACUGUGUAGUUAGUUUGCUUGGUGGGUUGAAGGGCAAGAUGAUGAGCGCAAUGGAAUUAAAGAGCAACACUUGACUGCUUUUUCAUUUUAUUGGAUGAAUGAAUGAAUGAAUCAACAGAUAAUGAAGUUAAAUAUUCGUAUUAACA
This is a messenger RNA of Diospyros lotus (date-plum), 2174 nucleotides long. RefSeq names its product protein SHORT-ROOT-like. Gene Ontology annotation, cellular component: nucleus. Gene Ontology annotation, molecular function: sequence-specific DNA binding; DNA-binding transcription factor activity. The transcript is spliced from 2 exons. NCBI's taxonomy places the organism in Eukaryota, Viridiplantae, Streptophyta, Magnoliopsida, Ericales, Ebenaceae. The coding region runs from base 478 to 1965 and encodes 495 amino acids. Gene Ontology annotation, biological process: regulation of DNA-templated transcription; negative regulation of mitotic cell cycle; leaf development. The record is from RefSeq and is a predicted model, not a curated record.